GUGACGCCAAAUGUGUGAGACCUUUAAACGCAAGCAGGAAUAUACGUCGAUAUAAAUAAUGCGUUCAGUUAUUCAUACUGCCACGAGGGUUUCUGCUGCCUUCUUCUCUUCACAGUCCUCGCGGGAAAGCACGUCUUUAUUUUCAGUCGCUACCUUUCAUUUGAGAAGAAUGUCGCAUUACCUUACAGAGCUGAGAGGGCGAGCAAACUCCGCCGACUACAGGGUUUACUUAAAAACCUCUGACGGAAAGUACAUAUCCCCUUUCCAUGACAUUCCUCUGUAUGUUGUUGCUGAUGAACAGGAAUGUGGUGUUCCAGCAAAGAAGUUUAAAACAAAUGAGAUAUUGUUUAAUAUGGUUGUAGAAGUACCUCGUUGGUCAAAUGCCAAGAUGGAGAUCGCAACAAAGGAACCGCUGAACCCGAUCAAGCAAGAUGUGAAGAAGGGCAAACUGCGAUAUGUUGCUAACAUUUUUCCAAACAAAGGUUACAUUUGGAACUAUGGUGCACUUCCCCAGACAUGGGAAGAUCCCGGCCACACUGACAAGGACACCAUGUGCUGUGGAGAUAAUGACCCAAUAGACGUGUGUGAGAUCGGAUCCAAGGUGUGUGUAACUGGGCAGGUGAUUCAGGUUAAAGUUCUUGGAAUUCUGGCUUUAAUAGAUGAAGGAGAGACUGACUGGAAGCUAAUAGCCAUCAAUAUAGAGGACCCUGAUGCGUCAAGCCUUAACAGUAUUGAGGAUGUCAGAAAGAUUAAACCUGGUCACCUUGAGGCUACUGUGGAUUGGUUUAAAAAAUAUAAAGUUACAGAUGGGAAGCCUGAGAACCAGUUUGCAUUCAAUGGACAGUUCAAGGAUAAGGACUUUGCUAUAGAAGUCAUAAAAUCAACACACAGCUACUGGAAAGCAUUAGUGAUGAGAAAAAAGAUGAAAGGCGAUGAGAUUGUUUGUCAAAACACUUCCUUAUGUGAGAGCCCAUUCAAAUGCAGCGAUGCAGAGGCCUGUACUGUAGUUGAAGCUGCCGCAGAAUAUGGGGAACCACUCCCAGUACCGUCUGAAGUGGACAAAUGGCACUUCUUCACAAAGUGAAAGAUCAUUAGACCCUCUGCAGUGUGAUCUCAGAAUAAGGUAGAAAAGGCCAGAAGAUGCCUUUUACAUGUUCCUGGUGCAAAGUUUUGUUUUAUUAAUGUUUACAAACAUUGUUAUAUUUAUUAGAACAAGACACACACACACACACACACACACACAGACGCAUCUCUCAUUCAUUUGGUAAAAUGGCCAAAUUAUUUUUGCAGUUACUUUGGUAUACCUGUUUCUGUACUUUAAAAUGCAUGUGUUUCAGUGCAAAAACAUGCAUUUUAAGUAAUGUGUGUGUUUUGUUUCUUUUUUUCUUUUUUUUUCCUGUUCAUACACCUAUUAUGGCAAGUAAUUUAGGAGCAAGUAAGCACAUUAAAGCUUGUGUACAAGUUUAAACUUUUUGUAAUUUUUGAAAACUUUGUUUGUAAUUAUCAAAAUUUAAAAAAACAAUAUAAAUUGGGUAUUAGUACAAAAAGAGUUUGUCUUAUAUAUAUAUAUAUAUAAUAUAUAUAUAUAUAUAUAUAUAUAUAUCUCUCUUGAAACAUCAUGUUUGAAUUGUGACCUAAUUAAAAAACCAAAGCUUCAUUAAAUUAAUGCACUAAAGAAGAAAUUGUUUUAAAUGUAUUCUAAUUUAAGUUCUUUCAGUUAUUGUAAAAAUUAUUCACACCCUCACACUUCAUUGUGUUGUUCUUUAUUAGUAAUCUAAAAUCAAAGUGUUGUAAAGAGGGAAAAAAAAAAAAAAAAAUCACUCUCAAGGGUCAAAUACUUUUGUAAGCACUGUUUGUAACUGUACCAUUGCAAAUUAUAAAUAAAAUCAUGUUCUGUUUGGUUUA
This is a messenger RNA of Puntigrus tetrazona (Sumatra barb), 1905 nucleotides long. It is a transcript of the gene ppa2, whose product is annotated as inorganic pyrophosphatase 2. Gene Ontology annotation, biological process: phosphate-containing compound metabolic process. Gene Ontology annotation, cellular component: cytoplasm. The transcript is spliced from 12 exons. NCBI's taxonomy places the organism in Eukaryota, Metazoa, Chordata, Actinopteri, Cypriniformes, Cyprinidae. Gene Ontology annotation, molecular function: magnesium ion binding; inorganic diphosphate phosphatase activity. Bases 59 to 1084 code for a protein of 341 amino acids. The record is from RefSeq and is a predicted model, not a curated record.